This is a messenger RNA of Triplophysa rosa, 2467 nucleotides long. RefSeq names its product tetraspanin 11 (gene tspan11). NCBI's taxonomy places the organism in Eukaryota, Metazoa, Chordata, Actinopteri, Cypriniformes, Nemacheilidae. Gene Ontology annotation, cellular component: membrane. The transcript is spliced from 9 exons. Bases 150 to 932 code for a protein of 260 amino acids. The record is from RefSeq and is a predicted model, not a curated record.
GGCGGGCUGUACAUUUCCUCCACACAUCCUGCACUGACCCGCCGCUACGCCUGCCAACGGGACACGCGUGGGAAAGAAAGACGCAACAAGCCUCGGUGCAGGAAAACGACCUUUAUUUUGCAUUUCAGAGACGCUUUAUUUAAGGAGAGAUGGGCAGAAUAUAUAAGGAUGAACAGGAUGACUGGAUAACAGUCUGUCUCAAGUACCUCCUCUUUGUUUUCAACUUUCUGUUCUGGAUGGGCGGCGGGGUGGUGAUGGGUGUCGGUAUCUGGACGCUGGUUGACAAAGGAGACUACUUGAGUCUUCUGGCCUCAAGCACAUUCGCUGUGUCCGCCUACAUCCUGAUCCUGGCUGGAGGGCUGGUGAUGGUCACGGGUUUCCUGGGAUGUUGUGCUGUCAUACGAGAGCAGAGGAGCUGUCUGUCCACGUACUUCUCGUGUCUGCUUCUCAUUUUCCUUAUUGAGCUGGUAGCUGGUGUCCUGGCCUACGUGUAUUACCAGAAGCUGAGUGAGGAGCUGAAGCAGCAUCUUAGUAAAACGAUGACACAGAACUACGCUCAGCCCUGGAAAGAGAGCAUCACUCAAUCUGUGGACAGACUACAGCAGGAUUUUAAAUGUUGUGGGAGCAACAACUCCUCUGAUUGGACGCACAGCGUGUACAUAAAGUCCCAGGAGGCGGAGUCAAGGUUGGUUCCUGACAGCUGUUGUAAAACCAUUACCCCUCGGUGUGGAAAGAGGGACCACCCCUCCAACAUCUACAAGGUGGAGGGUGGCUGUAUUACUAAGCUGGAGCAGUUCCUGGCUGAUCAUUUGCUUAUCAUUGGAGCUGUGGGAAUAGGUGUGGCCUGUUUGCAGCUAGUGGGCGCAGUUUUGACUGCCUGCUUUAUGUAUCUGCUUUAUAAAGAAGAGGAAGAAGACUACUCUGACGUUUGAUUGGCUAGUGCCAAUUUUUGACGUCCGAACAGCUAUCCGAGGACCAGAUAUGUGGGAUGGUGUUCACCUGUUGCCUACACAGGCGAAUUAAACUGGACCCAUACUGAACACUCAGCACUUAAACAGUAUAUGCCUUUACCAACGCUUCAACACGGCCUUACUACUGUGCCCACUUUAAACUGCAUGAGCAAACACAGGGCUUUAAGCCAUUAAUGUAAGGGCUUUCUUUUAACAUAUUCUCCGUUCUGUAUGAUUCCUAAAGGGAUAGAGAAACAAUUAUGGGUCCGGUAAGCCCCACAAUGCUAUGUGUGCUUGAAAUAGACAUAAUGUCACUGUUGCCUUCUUAUAAUCCUGACGUUGAGGAGUAAGCUUUGUCAUGCAGUCAGAUAUUGAGGCAAUUAGAAAUGAUGUUUAUUUUUUAAUCAUUUAUUUUUUACUUUGUGUGAAGUAUAAUAUAUUUAUAUACUGUAUAUCCAUGUAUGUUGUUUGAUUUGGUUAUGUUAAGUAUAUUUAAUGUGCUGCUAAUCUCAGACAGGCAUGUACACCUGCUUGUGGGCACAAAAAUACACUGGACCAAAGUCAAAAAAGCUUUAUAAUGCACUUUUUUUUCUUAAAAAGUGAGUAGCAUUAGGUUUGUGGAGAACUAUAUUCAUAUACUAUAACAUUUUGGAAAAGGUCAAACAUAAGCUACACAUUUAAAAGUGGCAGCUGUAUGUAAUAAAAAUAAUGGCUACAGUCACACUGUCUUUACUGUAUCAUAGUAGUUAUUAACGUUCUCUCGCCUUAAAGCAAACAGGAGACUUUUUUAAAGUGUUAUGCUGCUCUCAUCUGAAAUGUGUAUUCAUAUCAGAUAUCAAUUAUUUUCUGUCUCAUUAAUAAAUGCAGAUGCGCUAAUAGAAAUAUAACUGUUUUGUUUGUUGCCUAAUGGUUUUCUUUAGCUGAAUGUUACAGUACGCUUACAGUACGGAUUGGACUUUUAUGAACUUGCUACGAAUUGAUGAACUCAUGUUAAGGGUCACAUCACAUGUUUAGUUGUCUGAGCAGUUGGCAGCAUUACAUUGCCAUGUAAAUCACAGCUGCAAACUCCUAACGUUGCCACGGCAACAUCAUCCACAUUAAAAUUCAAUGUCAUUUUGCUUUAAACAGAUGGUAUAAUGUGACAUUUUCCCUUCUGUACUGAUAACUGUUUGUAAUCCAUUUGCUUUAUGCUAAUGACAAAUUAUUAACGUUUUUAAAAUGCCGACAAGCAUUUCUGCUCAGACUCAUCACUUAUCAAAGCUGGAUGAAAGUCCAAGAAGAUUUUGAUUAUAAAUAUGCAUUGUCCCGUUCUGCACUUGUAUACAGUUAUAUUUCAGCACUGUUACAUAUUGUGGAUUGAACAUGUGAAACUGUAUGUAUAUUUUCAAAGUUUUGCAUUGUUUACUCUGAUAACCGUGAGUUUACUUCAUAAAAGCCUUGCCUUAAGAUGGAAUUGGAAUGAAAUUGUUCGAUUAAUGUAUGUUUUUAGAAACUGUGUUUAAUAAACUUGAAAUGUA